Messenger RNA from Gossypium raimondii (Peruvian cotton), 2725 nucleotides. RefSeq lists its product as hypothetical. Bases 496 to 2550 code for a protein of 684 amino acids. The transcript has 11 exons. NCBI's taxonomy places the organism in Eukaryota, Viridiplantae, Streptophyta, Magnoliopsida, Malvales, Malvaceae. The record is from RefSeq and is a predicted model, not a curated record.
GGAUGAAUGAAUAUCCGGACAGGAACAGAGUAGGGAUCGACUGGAACAUGUCCGCAUCACCAGGAUUGUGAUCCUUGCUCCAAACUUCCACAUCUCUGAUCCUUUCCUCUCCUCUGACUUCACCAUAUCCUCCUGCCAAUCAUAUACCCUGCCACGUUGUCCCACUAGCUCAAUUUCAUCUCUUCAGAUCACCGCACAACACAACAAAACCACCGUUUGAAGAUCUUUAAACUUCCUUUACACUACUUCCUCAACCCCCUGUAUUUCACUCUCCCUCUUUUCUUUUGAGACCCAUCAACCAAUUAUGAUUUUUCUUCAUAACCAACUUCUUUUAGGACUCUUGUUUUUAAGGAAUCAGCAGAGUGCACAUGUUUGGGGUUGUACAAGGGUUUGACAGUUCGAUUUUUCUUUAGGAAUCUCACAGUGGAAUUUAUUUUCAGUGGGUAUGCAUUGAGGGGAACGGUAGAAAUUGUGGUGACAAGCAAAACUAGAAAUAUGCUUGAGGCUUUGAUAAGAGAAGGAUCAUUCAAAUGGUUACUUAGCAAGCGAAGCUCCUUUGCAGAGGAAGUUGAGGAGCUGCAGAGGUCUCCAUCUGCUGGAAGGAAUUGGAUUCCUGAGCUCUCUCCAGUUGCUAAUAUCGUUGUGCGCCGCUGCUCAAAAAUCCUGGAAACUUCUUCAAAUGAGCUUCUAGAAAGCUUUAAUGCCGAGGCAUCAGAUUCUGUGAAGUCACAGCAUGCAAGGAAUUUUUUGGAAUACUGUUGUUUCAGGGCUCUUGCUCUUUCUACUCGAGUAAUGGGUCAUCUGGCUGAUAAAAAGUUUCGACGCCUUACAUUUGACAUGAUGGUGGCCUGGGAAGCCCCAGCAUCUGCCAGUGAAUGUCUAGUUAAUUUAGAUGAUGACCUCUCAGUUGGGGUGGAGGCCUUCUCUCGAAUAGCACCAGCAGUUCCAAUUAUUGCCAAUGUGAUUAUUUGUGAAAACCUUUUCAACGUUCUUACAAUCUCAACAGAUGGUCGACUUCAUUUCUCUGUCUAUGACAAGUACCUAAAUGGACUAGAAAGAGUGAUAAAAAGGAUGAAGAGCCAAUCAGAAUCAUCUCUUCUGUCUGCUGUUCGACAGUCAAGAGGAGAAAAGAUACUCGAGGUGGAUGGGACAGUCACUACUCAACCAGUUCUUGAACAUGUUGGAGUAUCGACUUGGCCAGGUCGGUUAAUACUGACAGAUCAUGCAUUGUACUUUGAAGCCCUUAAAGUUGUAUCUUAUGAUAAACCUAAAAGAUAUGAUUUGUCAAAUGAUCUAAAGCAAAUCAUUAAACCUGAGUUGACUGGACCAUGGGGUACUCGACUUUUUGACAAGGCAGUCUUGUACAAAUCAAUUUCCAUAUCAGAACCAGUUGUUAUAGAGUUUCCUGAGCUUAAAGGGCACACUCGGCGUGAUUACUGGCUAGCAAUAAUCCGGGAAAUUUUAUAUGUUCAUAAAUUUAUAAAUAAGUACCGUGUAACGGGAGUUGAAAAGGAUGAUGCACUUUCAAAGGCUAUUCUUGGAAUUUUACGUGUGCAAGCCAUUCAAGAAAUUAGUUCUUCAAACCCUGUUCAGUUUGAGUCUCUUCUCAUGUUUAAUCUUUGUGAACAAUUACCUGGGGGAUAUUUUAUACUGGAGACUCUUGCAAAAAUGUCAAAGUCUAGGGAGCUAGAUCGAGGUAACAAUCUUGUGGCUGGAGGUAGCAUGUACUCAAUCUCAGCCUUGGCAAUGGUUUCAAACUUGGGUUUUGUGUUUGAUUCAUGUUCAAGUUCAAGUAAUCCAAGUGAGGCUGGACUUCUUGUUGGUGAAGUAGUUGUGGGUGAGAUGAGUUUAUUGGAGAAAGCAGUUAAGGAAUCCAGAGACGACUAUAAAAGGGUGGUGCUAGCACAAGAAACAGUUGCUGGGGUUAAAGUAGAUGGUAUUGACACAAAUUUAGCUGUUAUGAAGGAGUUACUUCUUCCAGUAUUGGAAGUUGGGAAGGGCCUUCUUUCUUUGGUGUAUUGGGAUGAUCCUCCAAAGUCAUUAAUGUUCUGCUUGAUUUUCACGUUCAUAAUUUUCAGGGGAUGGGUGGGUUAUGCCCUUGCAUUGAUGGUGUUAUUUUUUGCGAUCUUUAUGGUUCUUACGCGAUUUUUCAACCAAGGCAGGCCUGUGGAUGAAAUCAAGAUAAUAGCACCUCCACCUAUGAAUACAAUGGAGCAGCUUUUGGCUGUUCAGAAUGCAGUAUCUCAAUUUGAACAACUUAUCCAAGACGGAAACAUCAUUCUUCUCAAGUUCCGUGCCUUGUUGCUGUCCGUUUUCCCGCAGGCAAGCGAGAAAGUUGCGGCCAGUCUUCUGUUGACAGCUUUGAUGGUGGCAUUAUUGCCUGGUAAGUACAUGUUUCUCCUGAUCUUUUUGGAGAUAUUUACGAGGUAUUCCCCGGCGAGGAAAGCAAGCACAGAAAGAUGGAUGAGGAGAUUGAGAGAGUGGUGGUUCAGCAUCCCAGCAGCUCCAGUGGUAAUUGAAAGAGAAAAGGAAGAUAAGAAGAAAAAGUGAUUGUAUGUUCAAAUUUGUUUUUUCUUUGAACUGUACAUAAUUUUUGUAUAUGUAAAGUAAUGAUUUUUAUAUUACAUUACAGAACUCCUGAAAACUAGAUGUCAGAAAUUGAAAAAUAGUAAAACACAAUAAGAGAACAAUAAGAUAAAUGAAUGACACUUGUUUGUGCCGAAAA